Messenger RNA from Prorocentrum cordatum, 2188 nucleotides. NCBI's taxonomy places the organism in Eukaryota, Dinophyceae, Prorocentrales, Prorocentraceae. The record is from the annotation of a GenBank genome assembly.
AGAGGUCUUCCAGGAGGGCCCCAAGGACCAACGUCACUUCCUCCGUAAGCAUUUUGGCUCAAGCCAUUUUGGCUCAAGCGAUUUGGGCUCAAGCAAACGUUUUGGGCUCUGCGGAGAGUGCAGUGGCCCUCGUCGUCCCGAACAUGCUCGACGAGCGCACAUGGUUUAUCAUGUUCAAUGUUUUGCCGCUGGUUGCCGUAGUCAAAUUUGCCCAUCAAUCAUCGGGGAGGGACCUCUUGUCGCGAAGUUGCUUAGACUGUAAAGCAAUCGGUGCAGCCAUAAAGCGGCUAUUCAUCACACCCGAGGGCCCGUUGCAUCGUCAAUUGAAUGAAAUGGCGCGCAGGCGGCUCACAGAGCAGGUAACUUGGGGAUGCCCGCGGAUCUUGCUAUGCAUCAUCUGUUAUAACAUAUGGCGCAUACUGGAGGACGAUAUUUCCGACCGGUCGCUUUUUGUCAACGUGGCGAUCACUCUAUUCAUUCUUGUAGGUGUUCUCAAGCCACGUUUGAUCACCCCUACGGUCAUGACAGGGACGCAGCUGAUUUAUUAGAUUGUCCUCAUCUACAUUGCGAUCACUGCUAACAAUAGCGACGCCUUUCUGAACGCCGCCCCUGCUCGAAUUUGCCAGCGGCUCAUGAUCGCCAUAGCUGAGGCGAAGCCCAGGAUGACUAUGUUUUUGUGUAUGAUAUACGUCGCCCUGACGCCAUGGCAUGACCCGCAGGAGUCCAUUUCAUCGCUUUUCAUCUACGCCAUAACAGCCACCGUCACGCGGUCCCGCGAUGCUGAGUUCCUAGCAACGUUGGAGGCGAAGGCAGCGAGAGAUGUUGGGUCCACAGCCACUGGACUCCUUUCAAGUGUGUGCGACGCGGUGGUGCAUCUGUCGAAAGAUCUUCAGUUCUUGGAGCAGUCCAGUCACCUUGCCUCGCUACUUCUCAGACCUCCCAUCGAUAUAGGAGUCGGUACCUCCUUUGUUGAUCUAGCUUUCGACGAUACUGAGGUAGAACGUCUGACUGAUUUUUUGAAACGGCCAGAGUCUAACACUAGCACUCUUCACGUGUCCUUCAAGGAUGCACGGGGCAGCCCUGUAAAUGUUCAGCUGUUCCACGCCCGGGGAGUUGAUAUGGACGACGAGCCCAUCCACAUCGUUGGUGUGAAGGAUGAUUCGGACGAGCCUCGGGCGCCGCCCGAGGCUACGUUUCGCGACAAUCCUGUGGCGCAGCCUUUCACGCCUGGAGGUUUUGCAAGAAUCCCAGAGGAUGCGGUCAGCCUCUCAGGGAGCUCCUCUUCUGGUCUACUGACCGACGCCCCGAGCGGGGUACUGUCUGUUCACCUCGACCCAAAAGCGUUGGGCUUGCGCGUAUUAAAGUGCACCCCCGAGUUCACGAGUUUGGUUGGGCCUGUUGGCGAGGGCGUUGAGUGGCCGCAGUGGGUCAUUAAUGAUGCGGACUUUGUGAGCUGGGAACAGGGUGCGUUCCGUGCUCUGAUGGACGCUCAUAAAGACAGGGAUGGCGAGCAGGACAUCGAGUUGGACGUAGAUCCAUUCCCGAUCCGCCUCAAGCUGCCCCACAUGGGUCCAAGAGUUUCCGAGGUGCAAGCGAACGCGAGCUUGAGGCUGGACGUCUCGGAGGCCGAGGGCGGCAGCGCGUCCCUCGACCCACUGAUGCUGAUGAUUCUGGGUGAUGUCCGCUACGUUCCUCGAAAAAAGAGGGUGCGGCCGCGGGGUCCACCGAGAACCAUCUCGGUAUUAUGACCAGUGGUGCUCCUUUCUCACCCUCCCUCCAAGAAGCUUCUUAUGGUGAUGUGCUGUACGCCGUGGUCUGGCUCUCCCUUCUUCUGCCUCCUUUCAUCCUGAGGUCUUCGGCAUGAUGCCUCAGCUGGGCCACUUGCUGCAUGUUUCAAUUUUCGUACCUCCGCCGCGCCAGUUCGUUCGUGCAUGCGGUUGCGAGCAUAACCGCCUCGCGCCAGUUCGUUCGUGCGCGCCAUGUAAUAGUUAGAGCUAUUUGCAAGGGCAGUCGGCAAGCGAUUAUCGUAAUAAGUUACCACCGCGCUUAGCAUUGUACACACUGCCGUGCAUUUUCCAGAGCUGUGCAGCUAUUUUCCGCGCUCAAGCGCGAACUCCAGCGUCCUGCUACGGUCUUGCGAUCCUUUGAAUUCUGAGACUGGAUGUUCAACCAUGGAAGAAAAAAGGAC